Sorex fumeus (smoky shrew) is the source of this 587-nucleotide messenger RNA. RefSeq names its product mitochondrial ribosomal protein L51 (gene MRPL51). Gene Ontology annotation, cellular component: mitochondrial large ribosomal subunit. NCBI's taxonomy places the organism in Eukaryota, Metazoa, Chordata, Mammalia, Eulipotyphla, Soricidae. The record is from RefSeq and is a predicted model, not a curated record. The transcript is spliced from 3 exons. The coding region runs from base 83 to 469 and encodes 128 amino acids. Gene Ontology annotation, molecular function: structural constituent of ribosome. Gene Ontology annotation, biological process: translation.
GAAGGAGAUUCUGGUUGAAGACCGCUUCUGGCCUGCUGGUGGUCUCCCGCGGAGUGCCGUCGGGGUGGGGGGGUGGGGAGCUAUGGCAGGGCCCCUCCUUUGCGGGGCAGGCCGGGUAGCCCUAGCCUGGGUGCCCAUAGCCUGCAGAAGCUUCUCUCUGGGAAUUCCUGGAUUAUCCCGCGUGAGACUCACACUCCCUCCCCCCAAAGUGGUUGAUCGUUGGAAUGAGAAGAGGGCUCUGUUUGGGGUGUAUGACAACAUCGGGAUCCUAGGAAACUUUGAAAAACACCCCAAAGACCUGAUUAAGGGUCCCAGAUGGCUUAGAGGUUGGAAGGGGAAUGAGUUGCAGCGUUGUAUUCGAAAGAAGAGAAUGGUCGGAAAUCGGAUGUUCAUUGAUGACCUGCACAACCUGACCAAACGCAUCAAUUACCUCUACAAACACUUUAACCGCCAUGGAAAGUACCGGUAGAAGAGAAAGCCCAGAACUGUGGAAGUGGCACCUCUGUUGCCUCAAAGGGGCUAAGGACUUUUCCUUGGAAAUGGAUUUGUCUGCUUUAUGCAAUAAAGUGGAGCAACUUUGAAAUCUG